AUGUAUGGAAUGGCCUACCACCAAGAGGCUCAGAGAAGAUUCCGAGUUAUCGAAAGAAAGCAUCUCGCUUUGGAAAAUCUCAAACGCCAAAAGCUUGCUAGAAUGGUAAGACCUUAAUUUCGAAUUCGAAUUUGCAGUCAUGAAUUUGUUUUUUUCAUGGCUCACCAUUUAUUGCAAAUAAGAGGUUUAUUCUUACGCUGAUACACAUAUAGUGACUUUUGCGUAAUCCGAGUCAGACUGAACCUUUACUGAUUACUUCAACUAUCGGUUACGGAAGAACUAAAAUGUUUGCUCAACACAUUGAAAAGUAAAACAAUAGCUAGAGAAAUGGAUUAUUACAUUUGUUUACUAAACUUUGGAAUGGAGCAGCAUUGCCGAAUUAUUGAAGAAAAGCAUAUUAGUUUAUGGUAUUAUAUGUAGCUUAGCACGCUCUUAGCUGCUCUUGGUUGUACCCAUUAAAGUAACAAUUUUGGAGCGACCCUUAAAACUUCUGCUCGUGAUAAACAUUUAGUCGGACAUGCAUAUCAGAGGGGGGCGUAAGGGUUUGCGGUAUUGCGGUAUUAGGUAAUUUUUGGUGCGGUGUUGCGGUAAUUUUUAUUUCAAAGUACGGUAUUGCGGUUUUCCUAGACCAAGCGGUGUGCGGUGAGUUUAAAUUUCAUGUCGCGGUACUCGGUGAAAAAAUCGUUGUGUCGCGGUGAUCUGCUUCUUUUUCAUGCGAAGAGGAUACAAGUCCUAAAAGGUCUCCCUAGCUAGCCUGCGUGACCUGCGUGUCUUCCUAUAGUUGCACAGUCGGGGAUCGUAUAUUGCGCAAACAGUCCAGACGAAUCGUAUGGCUUGUAAUUUCAGUUAAUACUUGAUAUGAUUAACGACAUUAACUUUUUUAUCCAAUGAUACGUAAACAUGUGGCAUUAUUUAUGACCUCAUGGACCUUGUGGGAGUAGUCAGCUUGGUUAACCUCCUUAGGAAUCUUACCACCACUUUCUUACCAGUCGCAAAACAAUGGCAAGCGAUCCAGAGGGUCAACUAAGUGAUCAGUCAGAUAUUCCAGCAAAUUGAGGUCAGUGAGGUCGUUAUAAAUUGCGUAGUGUCGAAAGAUAACCUAUGAAGAUGAUGUGGUCUAAGAUUUACUACUCGUCCUUCUCGUUGUGCAUGCAGAAAUAUAGAAUGUACAAGUAUUCGUGUGCGCUUAGCCUACGUAGCAUGGCAACCCGGGGGAGGGGGCGGGGUUACUUCCUUAUAAGAGGCUAAUGGGGAUGUGCCGCUGGAUGGGGUCGCAUUUUCACGAGUGGAUUGACUAAAAUGGGGUCGCAUUUUCAAGAGAGUUACUAGAAUGGGGUCGGGCAUUUUCUGAUUUUUGGGGGUAAGACAGUUCUUCAUAUUUACGGUUAGCAAACGUACCAGAAUGUUUGUACUGUAGAUGAAAAGUAAAGUGUUCUUCAUUCAAUCUAAAAAAUGGUCAAUUCAUAAAAAUAGAACGUGACUAAGCUAGCAUCGCGAAAAUUAAGUAUUUGUCCAAAAGUGACUAAGAUGGGGUCUAUAAUUGGCCACAGAAUAGACUAUAAUGGGGUAGGAGCUCUGAGAGGCCAGCGGCACAUACCCACCAAAAAUUAACCCAAGUAACCCCGUUGUGUUAUUUACAUAAACGUAUACAUGUAAUGAACAAAAUUAAACGAGUGCGACGAUCUUAUUUUUAUCGCACGCUUGACUUCGACGCACCAUGCUUGACUUGGAAACACUGACAUAAAAGUAUUAUUUCUAUUUGAAAGAAGGAUUUGUAGUAGUGACAACGUCAACUUUUUCCCAUUUGUAACUGCGGUUUCGGUAUUUGGCUAAAUUUUGAUGCGGUAUUCUCGCGCCACCAUGUGCGGUAUUGCGGUAUUCGUACCCCCCUUACGCCCCCCUCAUAUCACCUAUUCUAUUACAACAUUUCGUAACUAGGACAACGCCAUUCCACCUAACUAGUACUGGUUAUUUUUGCAUGCUUUCUUCCGCUAAACAUUUGAAGGUGCGGCCUGCACAGCACUCUGAUUAGGGCAAAAAUAAAUAAAUAAAUAAAUAAAUAAACCAUUUGCAUCUCACUCCCCCACCUAGCCUGAAUUUCAUCCUAUUACUUCGAGUCGCUAUUACUCCCUCAGUAACAACCUGUUCAGAGUUGUACUGCGUGCAGUUGAUAGUUUGAACGUUAAACAUGAAUUACGAUCGAAAAAAAUAAAGCAAUUCUGUAUCAUGCAGACAUUUCCAAACUAUAUUUCUCGGUUUGCCACUUGAAAAUCGUGCUUUACUUUUUGCGUGAAUUAAAGCAAAAGUCAAGGAGUAGUGACGUCACUGGACGGCAUGAACGGCCGGUCGAUUCAGACGUUACUGAGGGAGUAAUAACGACUCGAAGUAAUCGGAUGAAAUUCAGCGAAGCAGCACCACAGUUUCGUUAAAAAGUAACCCAUUCAUCAAUACGUGAGUAUACUGGCAAGUCAAGAUGAACAAGUAAAUGAGAAAGCAUUCCCUUGAAACUGGAUGAAAGAAGCAGAACUACACUGCACCGCCGUAGCCAGUAUGAGGCGAACCGAGGCACUCGCCUCGGUAAAAUUUUAUCAAAUACUGUCGAUGUUUAUUUUUUUUAUCAGACUGAUAAUAUUAGAAGAUUUCAUACGGCUGAUUUCGUACAACGGACCGUGUGUUCGCCUCGGUUGUCGUUUCUUCCUGGCUACGGCCCUGCACUGGGUGUAGCUGUGUGUCUGUAAAAAUAAAUAACCAUGACAUUAAAUAGAGCCCUUUGCUUAACCGAUAGCAUAGAUUCAAAUAACGGAUCAAUGUUAAAUUUUAAAGUACAUUUGUACCUCUUUUAGCGGCCACCCAGGGGAAAUAGAUACAUAGCCGUAGUAGGUUGGUUAAACAAGGGAGAAUGUCCCGACAAGAAAAGGAAAAGUGGCUGAACGUAAUGAAAUAGUCUCUCCACAGACUUUCUCCUCUGUCCGGUAGACCUCGAGCUAGUGAACGAAAAUAAAAACUGCAAAGGAGUUAUUGAGCGCCACCAAAAUCGAAGGGGUGAAAGCGCUAAAAAGAAAAAUGUUUAUGGAGGUUAGGAGGCCGUUUAUAGGGGUUCAAAUCAGGAGCUGAGAUUUUAAAGAUUUUUUACCGAGAGAUGAUUAGUUUACAGCAACUGUUGAGAUGAUCUUUGUUUUCAUUCCAGGAAAAAGACACAAGUAAGAGGGUAAACGAAAUGGAAAACAACGAGAAAACAGGAACAAGGGCAGGGACACGCGCGAACACUCGUUCGGAAACACGCAACAUGACGAGAAGUGGCCCGCGCGCGGCAAACGAGCGUGAAGCGUUCUGGGUUCCAGACAUCUGUAAUACCACUACUGGCAGCACGUACUACCGUGAACUCAUCCCACCAAGACCUGAGCCGCUACAUCAAUGGCGGGAUUUAAAGAACCGAAUCAGACAUGACUACAACCUUGUACCACUACCUUACAAGAACGAAGACAUCGUUCAAAGAUGA
Molecule: messenger RNA, 3499 nt
Organism: Porites lobata
Lineage: Eukaryota; Metazoa; Cnidaria; Anthozoa; Scleractinia; Poritidae
Source: the annotation of a GenBank genome assembly